AUGACUGGCAUUAUAUUCAAUAUCUUGCAAACUUUAUACCCCUAUUGCUCCUCGCUAUCCGGGUUGAUAUCCAAUAUGGACUGGGAAGAGAUAGUAUUAGUACUCGCUACGUCUUGGGUCACUCUUCGGCUCCUCGGCAUCGGCCUCAAUUUUGAACAGCUGUUCGACCUCCUGGGAAUAAACGGCAUAUCCGAUAGAAUUCGUGCAGUGAAAGGAUGGUUCCUCCUCCCAGAAAGUCAUGAGCAGCUGAAGUGGAUUGAAAGAAUGAAUGAAGAACGCGCCUAUAACAUCCUUCGGACGCAACAAUCCCUGGCCAUCAAAGACCUGACUAUUGAACAUGCUAUCCAGCGGAAGCUCGAUGUUCUCAGCAAUCUGUGGAACACAGGCCCCAAAGACUGGAAACAUAAACUACUGGAAAUGCGAUGCCUUGAGUGGAUUGAUAGAAACCAGGAAUUCGCUUUACACCUGAGAAAGCCAGAAGGGCCCUUUACACGGCAAUAUGAACGCCAGCAGGAGAGGAAACAUAAAGCUUUAGCUACCAAUCCAACUAAAUACCUCUCGCAGCCCCAUCUGGUUGAGGAAUGCAAGACAAGAGGCGGGUGCUGUGCGAGAGCAUGCCAAUGCUGUCUGCGGCCUCGAGGCCUCUAUCCCGACAAGACGGUUUUAUACUCCCACUGCACGACUGUAUGUGGAUGUUGUGUUCGGAAUCGGGGAUUCGUCCAUAUCGAUCAAUCAGAUGCCAGGGAGAUCCCUGACUUUGUGGACUGUAGAAAGUGGACAUACCAUAUCGAAGAAAGACCGUGUGAAGCUACAGUGCUCUGA
Trichophyton rubrum CBS 118892 is the source of this 822-nucleotide messenger RNA. RefSeq lists its product as uncharacterized. The record is from RefSeq and is a predicted model, not a curated record. NCBI's taxonomy places the organism in Eukaryota, Fungi, Ascomycota, Eurotiomycetes, Onygenales, Arthrodermataceae. The coding region runs from base 1 to 822 and encodes 273 amino acids. The transcript has a single exon.